GGGCGCGGCGGGAACGGGGCAGGCCAGGCCGGGCCGGACAGAGCAACGCCAUCGGGCUUUUGGAAGCCGGGCCCCGCUCCCUCUUUCUCUCUCUCGCCUGGACCGGGACAGGAUGAACCGGGCGGCCCAGAGGGGCCUCAGGCGGAUUAGGGUGUCUGUCUGAAUUUGGGGUCCGGCAGGCCAUUCAGGAUAGUCCCCGGGCCACCCAGGGCAAGAUGUGGGCCCCGUGGACACUGGGCCUCUGGCUGGCCGGGCUGUGGGGCUGCUGCAGGGCUGAGUCGGUGGCAGCAGCAGCAGGAGAGCAGUGCCCAAGCUCACAGAAGGAAGGGUUGAAGUUGGAGCACAGUAGCGAUCCCUCGGCCAAUGUGACAGGCUUCAAUCUCAUCAAGCGGUUUGCCCUCAUGAAGACCUCGGCCAUCAAGAAAAUCCGAAACCCCAAAGGCCCCCUCAUCCUUCGGCUGGGCAGUGCCCCGCUGGCACAGCCGACAGAGCAGGUGUUCCCCGAGGGGCUCCCGAAUGAGUUUGUCCUGGUGCUGACGCUGCUGCUGAAGAAGCAGACGAGUAAGGAGACUUGGUACCUGUUCCAGGUGACGGACAAGCAGGGCUACCCCCAGAUCUCCCUAGAGGUGAACAGCAAGGAGCGGACCCUGGAGCUCCGGGCACGGGGCCAGGAUGGGGACUACACGUCGGCUGUCUUUUCCGGAAAGGGUGUGGCCUCACUGUUCGACCUGCGGUGGCACAAGCUGAUGCUGAGCGUGGCAGGACGCGUGGCCUCGGCCCACGUGGACUGCAAGUCCGUCUCCUCCAGGCCCCUGGGGCCCCGGCAAGGCCUGCUGGUGGAGGGCCAUGUGCUCCUGGGCGUGGAUGCUGAGCGUGGCACUCCCGUGCCUUUUGACCUGCAGCAAGCUCACAUCUACUGCGAUGCUGCCCUGGUGGUGGAUGAAGGCUGCUGCGAGAUCUCGCCUGCUGGGUGCCCCCCAGAAGCCUCCAAGGCUCGACGGGACACGCAAAACAAUGAACUCAUCGAGAUCAACCCUCAGACAACGGGCAAGGUCUAUACCCGCUGCUUCUGCCUCGAGGAGUCGCUGGCUGGAAAGGAGGAUGCUAAGGUGUCGGGGAAAGCUGGAGUGAAGGGAGAGCAGGGUGACAAGGCAUCCCAGGGCGCUUGGAGACAACGGGGAUCCCAGGAUGAUGAGUGUCCACCCUGUGCCAGUCGUGCCCGUGAGAAGAAUGUCACCCUGGGUCCAACCGGCCCGAAGGGUGGGAAAGGAGAACGUGGCCUGCCUGGCUCCACAGGGACCAAGGGAGAGAAAGGUGCCUGUGGCACCGAUUGCAUCCGAACUGCCCCAGAUGCCCCUCUCCAGCAGUGUGCUGAAGGCCCCAAGGGAGAGAAGGGCGAGCAAGGGAGCCUGGGACCCACCGGAGUCACUGGCUCAACUGGGCAGAAGGGCCAGAAAGGAGAGAGAGGAGAUGGCGGCCUCAAGGGCUCAGCAGGGAUCCCAGGUCGUGAUGGCCGGCCUGGAGAGAUUUGUGUCAUAGGCCCCAAGGGGCAGAAGGGAGAUCCGGGCUUUGUUGGACCCGAGGGACUGUCUGGGGAGCCAGGUCCACCAGGACGGCCUGGACCCCCAGGGAUUGGGCUUCCAGGAACACCGGGUGAACCCGGCGGACCUCCUGGCCCCAAAGGAGACAAGGGUAACUCGGGGACGCCAGGCAUGGACGGCUCAGUAGGGAAACCCGGGAAGCCAGGAAGCCCGGGGCUGAAAGGAGAGAAGGGUGACCCCUGUGAAGUGUGCCCCACUUUCGCCGAGGGCCUCAAGGACUUUGUUGGACUCCCAGGAAAGCCAGGGCCCAAGGGGGAGCCAGGGGUCCCGGGUCUGGCCAAGGAUCUGUUAGCUGGUGUUGGGAGCAAGGGAGAUCGGGGAGACCCGGGCAUCAAUGGAAUUAAAGGCGAGAAGGGUGAGCCCUGCCUGGCCUGUAGCUCAGUACUGGAAGCCCAGCUCCACGGAAACAAGGGAGGCUAUGGAGCCCCAGGAAUCGGCCUGCCCGGCCUGCCCGGAAAGGCUGGCAGCCCAGGACCAACAGGGCUAAAGGGGGAGAAGGGUAAUUUUGGAGACGUGGGGCCCGCUGGGGACCCGGGGGUUCCAGGGAUGCCUGGGGCCACAGGGCCAUCUGGACUCAAAGGAGAGAAGGGGGAGCCAUGUGAGCAGUGCCUGACUCCACUGGAGGCUCGUGAAGGAGACCGGAGAGUUGUGUCUGUGCCAGGGGCCCCUGGAGAGAAGGGGGAGCAGGGGCAGCCAGGCAUUGGCCACCCAGGGAAAACUGGCAAAGUCGGAGAGCCAGGCUUGAAGGGGCAGAAGGGAGAUGCAGGAAGCCCAGGAGAUGCAGGACAGCCGGGAGCCACGGGGCAGCCGGGGCUGGUGGGAGAGCCGGGGGUCCGAGGCCCCUUGGGACCCAAGGGGGAAAAGGGAGACGCCUGCGACACCUGCCCCACGCUCCAGGGAGAGUUUGCCGAUGUCAUCGGGAUCCCGGGGAAGCCUGGGGCCAAGGGAGAUCGUGGCCCCGAGGGUGUCGGCCAGCGAGGCAAAGCUGGCCAACCGGGCCUGCCAGGAGUACAGGGGCCCCCUGGCCUGAAGGGGCUACAGGGCGAACCAGGAACCCCAGGGAUUGGAAUCCAGGGACCACAGGGAGAGCCUGGGGACCGGGGUUUGCCUGGCACCCCGGGACCUCCAGGACCCCGGGGACCACCUGGCUUCACUGGCGAGAAAGGUGCCAAGGGCUCCACAGGGGUGAAAGGUGCCAUGGGGCCAAUGGGACCAUCUGGACUGAGCAUCACUGGUCCUCCGGGCCGUGAUGGGCCGCGAGGACAGACUGGGAUGCCUGGAGCCAAUGGGAUGCCGGGUGAGAAAGGAGCCCGGGGAGAGAAGGGAGACCCUGGAGAGUGCUCCUGUGCCCCUGGCUCCCGGGGGGAGCCCACCUUCUCUGGCAUGCCGGGCGCCCCAGGACUGUGGAUCGGAAGCUCCUGGCAGCCGGGUCCGCAGGGACCCCCUGGUGCCCCCGGACCUCCAGGGCCCCCUGGGAUGCCCGGACGCCAGGGAAUCCCCGGACACAACGGCCUGCCGGGACUGCCCGGGCCAGCCGGAGACUUGGGUCCCCUGUCGAUGGUAGCCGAGAGGAACAUCCAGGUCCUCAAGAACAUCUGCGGAGACUGCGCCCAAGGCCAGACAGGGCUAUCAACCCCCAGUGCGGUGAAAGGGGAGAAGGGUGACCAGGGCACGCCCGGCGUGCCUGGCUCUGACAACUGUGCCCGGUGCUUCACUGAGUACCCCAGAGCAGAGGAGGCACGGGGGGACAACAGUGAAAACGAGCAAGGCUGUGUGGGGACACCAGGCCAUCCAGGGCCCCCAGGACUACCCGGACAGAGAGGAGAAGAGGGUCCACCUGGGCUGAGGGGCUCCCCGGGCCCUCCAGGUCCUACUGGCCCCCCGGGUUUUCCUGGUGCCACUGGCUCCCCUGGAUUGCCCGGUCUUCAGGGGGAGCGAGGACUCACAGGACUCACAGGAGAAAAAGGGGAAAUGGGUCCUCCAGGGCAGCCUGGCUACCCGGGCUCCAUGGGGCCUCCUGGAUUGCCUGGCAUCAAGGGGGAGCGUGGGUACACAGGACCCUCUGGAGAGAAGGGAGAGUCGGGCCCCCCGGGUAAUGAAGGCCUCCCUGGCCCCACCGGCCCAGCGGGCCCAAGAGGAGAACGUGGAAGCCAAGGCAGUUCCGGAGAGAAGGGAGACCAGGGCUUCCAAGGACAGCCAGGCUUCCCGGGCCCCCCCGGCCCCCCAGGAUUCCCAGGCAAAGCUGGGCCAGCUGGUCCCCCUGGGCCUGCAGCAGAGAAGGGCAGUGAAGGGGUGAGAGGAGCAUCAGGAAUGCCCGGACCCCCGGGACCCCCGGGGCCUCCUGGAAUACAGGGCCCUGCUGGCUUGGAGGGUCUGGACGGGAAGGAUGGGAAGCCUGGAAGCCGGGGAGAUCCUGGUCCCCCUGGCCCGCCAGGUCUCAUGGGUUUGCCGGGCUUCAAGGGGAAGACGGGACACCCAGGCCUCCCGGGACCCAAGGGUGACUGUGGCAAGCCUGGGCCUCCUGGGAGCAGCGGCCGACCAGGAACGGAGGGAGAACCUGGUCCAAUGGGGCCACCAGGAAGGUCGGGGCCACCUGGUCUUGCGGGCCCGCCUGGGUCCCCUGGUCAACCUGGCCCAGCUGGCAUCACUGGACUCGGUUUGAAAGGAGACCGAGGAGCCACAGGAGAACGGGGGCUUGGAGGGCUCCCUGGACAACCAGGGUCACCAGGACACCCCGGCCCACCUGGUGAGCCGGGAGCAGAUGGAUCAACAGGAAAAGAGGGACCACCAGGGAAACCAGGCCCUUACGGACCAGUGGGCCAGAAGGGCGAUGUUGGCUCCACGGGCCCAAGAGGCCAGCCCGGAGAGAAGGGGAGAGCUGGCAUGCCAGGGGGGCCCGGCAAGAGUGGCUCCAUGGGCCCCAUCGGGCCUCCUGGCCCUAUUGGAGAAAGAGGUCACCCAGGGUCCCAGGGGCCCGCUGGCAACCCAGGACUUCCGGGACUGCCCGGCACCGUGGGAGACACGGUGAAUUAUGACGAGAUCAAGCGAUUCAUCAGACAAGAGAUCAUCAAAAUGUUUGAUGAGAGGAUGGCGUAUUACACUUCCAGGAUGCAGUUCCCUGUGGAGAUGGCAGCGGCUCCGGGGAGACCGGGGCCCCCGGGCAAGGACGGCUCCCCAGGCAGACCAGGGGCUCCGGGGGCCCCCGGACUCCCGGGGCAGAUUGGAAGAGAAGGGCGGCAAGGCUUGCCUGGAAUGAGAGGUUUGCCAGGUACCAGAGGGGAAAAGGGAGACACUGGCAUUGGAAUUUCAGGAGAGAGCGGCCUGCCGGGCCCCCCAGGUCCCCAAGGACCCCCUGGAUAUGGGAAGCUGGGUCCCCCUGGGCCGAUGGGCCAGCAGGGCAUCCCAGGGAUUCCUGGCCCCCCCGGUGCCACUGGACAACCUGGCAAGACUGGCCACUGUAACCCGUCGGAUUGCUUUGGGGCAAUGCCCAUGGAGCAGCAGUACCCCCCAGUGAAGAGCAUGAAGGGCCCCUUUGGCUGAGUGGCCGCCUCGACCUGGGACCCCGUCAGAAAAGCCACAGCUACGUGGUUUCUUGUUGGAUUGGUGUUGAUAUUUGGUUUAGUUUGUUUUUUUUUUUAAAAAAAGAAAAACUUCCAGUGGGUUUUACCUCUCGGGACAGAGUU
This is a messenger RNA of Ornithorhynchus anatinus (platypus), 5284 nucleotides long. RefSeq names its product collagen type XVI alpha 1 chain (gene COL16A1). The transcript is spliced from 72 exons. The record is from RefSeq and is a predicted model, not a curated record. Lineage: Eukaryota; Metazoa; Chordata; Mammalia; Monotremata; Ornithorhynchidae. Bases 216 to 5141 code for a protein of 1641 amino acids.